Epinephelus fuscoguttatus (brown-marbled grouper) is the source of this 815-nucleotide messenger RNA. RefSeq names its product peroxisomal membrane protein 2 (gene pxmp2). The transcript has 5 exons. The coding region runs from base 86 to 670 and encodes 194 amino acids. Gene Ontology annotation, cellular component: cytoplasm; membrane. The record is from RefSeq and is a predicted model, not a curated record. NCBI's taxonomy places the organism in Eukaryota, Metazoa, Chordata, Actinopteri, Perciformes, Serranidae.
GUAAGCCGGAAGACUCAGGCGCAGUUCCUUUUCAACUCUUCAACUUCGCCCUGUCAGUUAUGUUUGUACAGUUAAACAUCUGACGAUGCCUGUGCAGAGUGUGCCAGUCCGGGACGCGUCCGUUCAGUUCCGUUUGUUACAGCAGUACCUGCUCCUCCUGAAGAAGUACCCCAUCCUCACUAAGUCUGUCACGAGCGGCAUCCUCUCAGCUCUAGGAAAUCUUUUGUCUCAGACUUUGGAGGCGAGGAAAAAGGCCAAGAAUGGAGCCGCGGUCAGUGAGAUUGACACAACUGGAGCUGCACGCUAUGCCAUUUAUGGGUUGUUUAUUACCGGACCAGUGAGCCAUUACUUCUACCAGCUGAUGGAAGUGUGGAUACCCACCACAGACCCGCUCUGCAUAGUCAAACGUCUGCUACUGGAUCGGCUUUUUUUUGCCCCGGGGUUUCUGCUCCUUUUCUACUUUGUCAUGAACGUCCUGGAGGCUAAAGGGUGGAGAGACUUUGAAAAGAAGAUGAAACAAAGUUACUGGACUGCUUUAAAGAUGAACUGGAAAGUGUGGACGCCCUUCCAGUUCAUCAAUAUCAACUUUGUGCCUGUACAGUUCCGAGUGCUGUUUGCCAACAUGGUGGCCUUAUUUUGGUACGCCUACCUUGCAUCUGUGAGGAAAUGAAGCUCUCCUUGAUUUCCUCACUGAGAGACGAAUCUGGAGGAAACUGCUUCUUCACAGCAGCUUCAGCAUCCUACUGGUUACUGCACUACUGUAACCGUGUUUCUAAUCUGGACAAUAAUUCUCACAUACAGCAGCUCUUCUGAUU